AUGGAUCUUAUUAAUAAAGGAGUUCAACUUAUCCGUCGAUCAACACUCACUAAAAAACAUCAACGCUCAGAGAGUCAAGGAUCGAACAAAGCAUCUGCAUCCUCACCGCCAUCACCCACCAUGUCAAAGACACCCAGUAUAACUAGCAGCAUUACAAGUGAUGAAGGCAGCUGCUACUCGGGCGGCUUCAACAACAUUCAGACACCAGGCAGAAAUUCAGCUUCGAAUUCACCUCACAUGCCAGCAUCCAUCACAAUCACUCCAAUGAUCAGCUCACCACCUCAAUCACCUGUAAAUAACAAAAACAACUUCAAAGAUUCUAUACCCAUCAUUCCAAGCAAUAAAAACUAUCAAGAAGAGUCCACCGUUCACCUCAUCCCAUCAACCACAACACAGAGCGCAGUGCCAGAAUACUUGUCCACAUCACCUACCCGUGCAUCUCCAUUAUCUCCACUCCCCCAACCAGGAGAAGCUGCUGACGGUUAUUUUAGUAUUCAGCCAUCCACUUCGUCUGAAUCCACUUCAAUGCCAGAUAAUAAUUCGCUGUCGCCUUUGGGCAAGACAUCCACUAUCACUGCCACUAGUACCGAUCGGAUGAACCCUUGUAGCGAGGCAGCCAACUCCGUCUCAAAUGCUCCUCGCUCUCCAAUGAAGUCUCACUUCUCUCCCAGACCUAAACAUGUUACUCGCAUCAGCACACACGCAGUUCCUCGAGCAAGAGCUCCCAAUAACAGCAAGCAACGCCGCCAAAAGCAUCGUAAAUUAAGAUUGGAUGAUUUUGUUUUAAAGCGCACAGUGGGUACUGGAUCCUUUGGUCGGGUUCAUUUGGCUCAAAGUAAAGUCAAUGGAAAGCAUUAUGCUAUCAAAGCUCUUGACAAGUAUGAUGUCGUUCGUCUCAAGCAAGUUGAACACAUCAACAAUGAGCCUACUAUCUUGAGAGAAAUUUCACAUCCUUUCCUGGUUACGCUUUGGGAUGCCUUCCAAGAUGACAGCCAUCUCUUCAUGGUGAUGGAUUAUGUCCCUGGUGGCGAGCUUUUCAGUAUCUUGAGAAAACAAAAGAAAUUCUCUGAGCAAACGGCCAAAUUUUAUGCUGCUGAAGUCUUGUUGGCAUUAGCUUACUUGCAUGAAAAUGGCAUUGUCUAUCGAGAUCUUAAGCCUGAAAACAUUCUUAUCGAUGCCCGCGGUCAUGUCAAAUUAACCGAUUUUGGUUUUGCUAAACGUGUGGAUGACAUGACUUGGACUGUAUGUGGCACCCCCGAUUACUUGGCUCCAGAAAUCAUCCUCUCUAAAGGCUACACCAAGGCUGUCGAUUGGUGGGGCUUGGGCGUGUUGAUCUUUGAAAUGGUUGUUGGUCGUGCCCCUUUCAUUGAUAAGAACCCAGUGAAUCUCUACCAAAAGAUUUUGGAAUGCCGUGUCGACUGGCCCGAAGAUAUGAGUGCCGACCUCAAGGAUCUGUUACAGAACCUACUCACUGCCGACAUUGAAGGCCGCUACACCAGCCAAGAGAUUAAAGAACAUGCCUGGUUUGCCGAUUUGAACUUUGAUCAAGUCUUGAAGCGCAAGGUGAAGCCCCCAUACAUCCCCAAGGUCAAGGACGAUGGUGAUACCACUUGCUUUGCUAAAUACAAGGAGCCUGUUCAUCUUUAUGGCAACAUUAAGGGGGACCCUUUUAGAUCAAAAUUUCCUGCUUUUUAG
Messenger RNA from Mucor velutinosus, 1695 nucleotides. RefSeq lists its product as uncharacterized. Lineage: Eukaryota; Fungi; Mucoromycota; Mucoromycetes; Mucorales; Mucoraceae. Gene Ontology annotation, biological process: protein phosphorylation. Gene Ontology annotation, molecular function: ATP binding; protein serine/threonine kinase activity. The record is from RefSeq and is a predicted model, not a curated record. The transcript has 4 exons. The coding region runs from base 1 to 1695 and encodes 564 amino acids. Gene Ontology annotation, cellular component: nucleus.